Messenger RNA from Plasmopara halstedii, 507 nucleotides. Its product is annotated as 60s ribosomal protein l44. Gene Ontology annotation, biological process: translation. Gene Ontology annotation, molecular function: structural constituent of ribosome. The record is from RefSeq and is a predicted model, not a curated record. Lineage: Eukaryota; Oomycota; Peronosporomycetes; Peronosporales; Peronosporaceae. The transcript has 5 exons. The coding region runs from base 1 to 507 and encodes 168 amino acids. Gene Ontology annotation, cellular component: cytosolic large ribosomal subunit; ribosome.
AUGGACAAAUCAACAGCUCAGAUAAAUAUUGUGAGACCAGUCGCGUCUGUACGAGCGCCAGAGACAGCGUUCAGUUCGCUGAUUAACACAAGACUUAGGGUGUCAACAACACCAUAUCAUGUUGAGGUUUCGUACACUAAUAAUACAAAUUGCGACAUAACCGGUGGCUGCGGAACACAGACCUCAGUAACCAUGGUGAACAUGCCGAAGGAACGCCGUACAUUUUGCAAGGACAAGAAGUGUCGAAAGCACACAGUGCACAAGAUCACGCAAUACAAGGCCGGUAAAGCAUCAAAGUACGCUCAGGGAGCCCGUCGCUAUAAUCAGAAGCAAAAAGGAUUUGGUGGUCAGACCAAGCCCGUGUUUCACAAAAAGGCAAAGACGACCAAGAAAAUCACCCUUCGGAUGGAAUGCAAGGAAUGCAAGGCGAAGAAGCAGCUACCUAUGAAGCGCACCAAGCACUUCGAGCUGGGUGAGAAGAAAAAAUCGGCUGGACACCAAUACUAA